AUGAAGCGUACUAGAGAAUAUGUUGAGAGCACAAGCCGCCCAUUAGGCUGUUAUGGAAACAUUCAACCAUUUCCGAUGAAUAUGCACACCACAGUAGCUUCAAAUGAACCACAUUCGUUUCGAAAUACACCUCUUCAUCCUCCAAUGCCCAUCAGCAAUGCUCGACUUGCUCAAGAAUCAAAUGUGCCUGUAUACUCACGAACUCCACCGCCAGAUUUUGUGCAAACACCUUCGGCUCAGACUGCUUCUCAGGGUCUUGCAACAGAUUUCACGCAAUUUCUGUUAAAAAAGGAAUUGCUCUUUUCACGUCUGAUCCACUUUAAUGACAAGCCAGAAUUAUAUCCUACAUGGAAGAAUAGUUUCAAAUCUAUCAGGUUUGAUCUCAAAGUCACUCCAGCAGAGGAAGUUGAUCUUCUUGUUAAAUGUACGGGUCCCUUAUCUCAGCAGCACAUGCUGAGCAUCAAGGCUGCCAACUCGAGCAACCCAGCUCGCGCACUUACAAGGUGCUGGACCCGACUAGAAGAAAGAUAUGGAUGCCCUGAGAUGAUGGAAGCAGCACUGAAGUCAAAGCUAGAUACAUUUCCUACUAUCACUACUAAGGACAUCCAUCAUUUAUAUGAUCUGUCUGAUAUCAUCGACGAGAUAAAUGCAUCCAAGGAAGAUAGCAGAUACUCUUGUUUGUUGGCUUAUUUCGAUAGUUCUACGGGUGUGAUUCCUAUAGUGAGAAAGCUUCCGUUCAGCCUCCAGGAAAAGUGGACAAAUAUAGCGGUAAAAUACAUGAAGGAUCAUUGUGUAUCAUUCCCACUUUUUACAGUCUUCGCAGACUUUAUUCGGGAGCAGAGUCGCAUAAAGAACAACCCAUCAUUCACUUAUUUAAUGGAAUCUAAAAUAGACAGUCAACAGCAUGACAAACGUGUACGUGAAAGGAAUUUGCAUGUUUCUUCCAAGAAAACGGACAUAUCUCGGGCGGAGGAAGACAAAGAGGAAAGAAAAUGUCCCUUGCACAAUACAUUUCACUCCCUUAAUAAAUGCAAGGGCUUCGCGAUGAAAUCCCUGGAAGAAAGAAGGAAGUUCUUAAAGGACAAAAACAUUUGUUUUAGAUGUUGUGAAUCACGAUCACAUAAACAAAGAGACUGUUCAGUCCCUGUGAAGUGUGACGAAUGUGACAGUACAUCUCAUCCCACAGCACUCCAUUGUCAUGCCGCAAAGAACCGAUUAGAACGAAGGCAUGAUGGCGGGGAGAAGCAUGACACUAAGGAAACUUCAGAUGUGAAAGUUGCUUGCACUGACAUUUGUGGAAGGAACUUUGGUGGCAAGUCUUGUGCUAAAACCUUACUUGUUCGAGUAUUCCCAAAAGGACAACCCCAGCAUGCAAAACUGAUGUAUGCAGUCAUCGAUGAUCAAUCGAACCGUUCUCUUGUCAGUCCCGAGUUCUUUGAGCUGUUUAACAUACAGAGUGACUCUACUUCAUACAUGCUCUCAUCAUGUGGUGGAACUAUUCAGACAUCGGGAAGGAAAGCAGAAGGUUUUGUUGUUGAGUCAUACGACAGUACCUGUAAGAUGAAUCUACCGACUUUGAUCGAAUGCAGUCAGGUUCCAAAUGUACGCGAUGAGAUUCCCACACAGGACAUUGCGUUGCAUUACAGCCAUCUUCGUGAUGUAGCAAGAUUCAUUCCUCCACUCGAUCAUGAUGUGGACAUUAUUUUGCUCCUGGGAAGAGACAUUAUCCAGGCUCACCAUGUCCUUGAUCAACGCAUUGGUUAUGGUAACCAAUCUUACGCACAGAAACUUCAUCUUGGGUGGGCCAUAAUAGGUGAAACUUGUUUAGGCAAGACUCAUGCACCAGCAGUGGUCAACACAUACAGAACACACUUACUAGGAUCCGGUCGUGUAUCAUUAUUUCCUCCCUGUACAAAUGAGUUCAGGAUUUGUGAGGAUUCUAACCGACAUUAUGGUUUCAGCAACAGAAACGCAGCAACACAUCUUAACAAUGAAGACUUUGGCGAGAAUGUUUUUCAGAGGACAAAGGACGAUGAAAAACCAGGCAUGUCUGUAGAUGAUCGUGAAUUCCUUCAAAUCAUGCACGAAAGCCUUCAGAAGGACAACACUGGAAACUGGGUUGCCCCUCUACCCUUUCGCCAACAACGAUUGAAACUUCCGAACAACAGAUCACUCGCUCUUAGAAGAGCCAAAGCAUUAGAUGUCAAUCUUCAGAAAAAUCCAAUUAAGAAAGAACAUUUUCUUGCAUUCAUGGACGGAAUAUUGAAAAAUGGCCAUGCAGAGGUUGCACCACCAAUAUCAGAACAAUGUUGGUUUCUUCCCAUAUUUGGCAUAUAUCACCCCAAAAAGCCUGAUCAACUACGAGCCGUGUUUGACUCUUCAGCUAAAUAUGGAGGAUUAUCUUUAAAUGAUGUUCUUCUAACUGGGCCAGAUCUUACCAAUAGUCUGCUAGGAGUCUUGUUCAGAUUUCACAAGGAAUCAGUCGCAAUCAUGGGCGACAUCCAGCAGAUGUGUUACUGCUUUAAGGUACACGAGGACCAUCGAAACUUCCUAAGGUUCUUUUGGUAUGAAGAGAAUGAUCCAAACAGAACAAUGAUAGAAUUCAGAAUGCCGAUUCAUGUGUUCGGAAAUAGCCCGUCACCGUCAAUUGCCACUUAUGGUCUUCGCAAGACAGCAGCAGUUGCUGAGCCAGAAUUUGGGAAGGAUGUAACUGACUUUGUAGAGAACAAUUUCUACGUCGAUGAUGGUCUGUUAUCUCUUCCUACUGUCCCACAAGCUAUUGACCUGAUGAAGAGAACACAACAAGCUCUCCAGUCACAAGGCAACUUUCGAUUACAUAAGAUAGCCUCUAACCACAAAGACGUGCUGAACGCCUUUCCAGCAGAUGAUUUAGCUAAAGGUAUGAAGGAACUUGAAUUUGGAAAGGACUCUCUUCCGAACCAACGUAGUCUAGGACUCAACUGGAACUUGAAAUCUGAUGUAUUUUUCUUUCAAGUCGCUACGGGAGACAAACCUUACACGAAAAGAGGAGUAUUAUCUACGAUAAACAGCAUAUUCGACCCCAUUGGGUUUCUUGCUCCUGUUGUGUUUGAAGGAAAGAGUCUCCUGAGACAUCUGGUAUGUGGCGCGGUCGACUGGGAUGAAACGUUACCAGCAGAACAGAUGGAUGACUGGAAACGCUGGAAGGAGUCAUUAGUUCAUCUAGAUGAUAUCAAAAUACCACGUACAUACCUACCUGGUUCCCUGUCAAACUGUAAAGAGGAAUCGGUUCAUAUCUUCUGUGAUGCGUCUGAACUUGCAAUUGCCGCAGUUGGCUACCUGAAGACAACUUCUCAGAAAGAUGAAUGCAACGUCGGUUUCGUCAUGGGAAGAGGAAAACUCGCUCCACCUCAUGGAUACACAAUUCCACGACUGGAAUUGUGUGCAGCGGUAUUGGCUGUGGAACUAGCUUGUUCCAUCUCAGAUCACCUUUCGAUUCCGAUUGAUGAAUUCAGUAUGUAUUCUGACAGUCGUGUGGUCCUUGGAUACAUUUAUAACACAUCAAGACGAUUUUACACUUAUGUAACCAAUCGUGUGUCAUUCAUUCAGAAAAUGACUAAACCGGUCCAGUGGUAA
This is a messenger RNA of Ostrea edulis (European flat oyster), 3615 nucleotides long. RefSeq lists its product as uncharacterized. Lineage: Eukaryota; Metazoa; Mollusca; Bivalvia; Ostreida; Ostreidae. Bases 1 to 3615 code for a protein of 1204 amino acids. The transcript has a single exon. The record is from RefSeq and is a predicted model, not a curated record.